Messenger RNA from Saccostrea cuccullata (small rock oyster), 3996 nucleotides. Its product is annotated as baculoviral IAP repeat-containing protein 7-like. The coding region runs from base 1045 to 2940 and encodes 631 amino acids. The transcript is spliced from 9 exons. Gene Ontology annotation, biological process: negative regulation of apoptotic process; regulation of cell cycle; positive regulation of protein ubiquitination. Lineage: Eukaryota; Metazoa; Mollusca; Bivalvia; Ostreida; Ostreidae. Gene Ontology annotation, molecular function: cysteine-type endopeptidase inhibitor activity involved in apoptotic process; ubiquitin protein ligase activity. The record is from RefSeq and is a predicted model, not a curated record. Gene Ontology annotation, cellular component: nucleus; cytoplasm.
UCCACUCGCCUGCACUCUUCUUGGAUUCUCUUGAGACAAUUUUUCAUUGUUCCUUUGAUUCCAGACAGUUGCUGCAGAUAUGCACAUAAGAUCCAUGUAGAAAGGAAUCUAAAUAUGAAUGUGUCCAUUUACCAAGAGAACCAUUUAUAUCACAAUGACCAUUCCAUGGAUUGACCAAUCAUCUCCAAGCUUUCAAAACGUAGAACCAGUUUGUGGUGAACCAGUGGAGAAAGAGGAGAUAACUCCACCAAAUACAGAGAGUUGUCGACCCGAAUUCUCCAACAUCCACCCCGAGAGAAACUUAGAUCCACCUGUGAGUUUGAAAGACUUGGAAGGGGAGAUAAGCUCUUCCUUCCAAAACUUGCCUCUGUUUUCUUGUUAUUCGAAAACUGACAGACAUCAAAUAUAUCCUGAACCAAUCUUUACAAAUCAUUUAAGGAGGAGACAGCUAGUUGUUAAGGCUCAUUUACAAAGAAGUGGAAAUUCUUACGAAAUUCUGACUUGUUCUUCGUUUGAGUUGUUUAAGACGUUUGAAUUAAGAGAAUUAUUGUCAGAAAGUCAGAGGCAAAUUUUAUUGAUCACAGAGAAAUUGUCGUUGAGAAAAUCUAUUUCACGUUUAAGAUUCUCCAGAUUUGCUUUAUUUGCUUCCUUUGCAUUGUUGUGCCUGCUAGCCAUAGACGCAGAAAACUCGUAUCGUAAACAAAAUAAUUGUUCUAAGAGAAUUGUUCCCGUAAAGGUUUUCUCGGAAACGUACUGUCUGCCUGGGAUAACUGGGUCACUUAUCAGAAAGAGGCUACAAGAGAAGGAGGUUUGGAUUAAUCCAAAGCGAGAUUCCCGUACUGUAGGAAAACACAGGUGUCACUGCACAAAGAACUCGUUUUUUACCAGUCACCACAAUACAAGUGACAAUUAUAAUUUGUUAUACCCUGUUCCACAAAAUCAGCUUUAGGAAUUCUUGUCCUUAAUUAUAUGUAAAUGGCUUUGCUUUGAAAGUGCAUUGUAAUUUUAUGGGGAACAAACAAAAAUGACUUGUGAAUUGCGAGGAUGGAAGAAGCACUGAUUCAUAAUUUAGAAAGCCUCCAUAUUUCUGACCCUGAUCUGAUAAAGCUGUGUAACAGCGAGCUGAUUCGUCUCUACACAUUCAGAAACUGGCCCGCCGAGGUCUUUGUCAUCAGACUCGCCGAGGCUGGAUUUUUUUACUCUGGCGAGGGAGACAGAGUGAAGUGCUUUUUCUGUCGCGUAGAAAAAGAAAACUGGUCCCCAGGCGAUCAGCCUAGCCUGGUUCACCAAAAGCUGAACGCUAACUGUCCAUUGUUGUCAAACUCUGCACAAACUAACAAUAUUCCCGUUUAUAGCAAUUUAGUGGAAGAACCACUUCCUUCGUGUUUCAAUAAGAUAAUUCACUUGCUCAGCGAGAGCCACGUGGAGCGAGAUAGAGAUCGUGUCCCAGAAUUCUCAGGAGAUCGACCAAUCAUGAGUCACGUCUCGGAUUCGUCACCCAGAUCCAGUGGUUUAACGAGAAGCAGAUCCAGAGAUUCCUCACUGGGGUCAACUGGAUCCCAGGAAAACCGGGGAGGUAGAGGGAACAGCCAGGAAAACCGGGGAGGUAGAGGGAACAGCCAGGAGGGAGGGUCAGUGGAACAGCCUCCUCAGAGAUUCAGCUUGGGAUUGUCAGGUCCUCAGGCUGCCACACCCAGUCUCCCCCAGACCCUGAGUGGGGGAAUUCCCUCUUCCCAGAACGAGGCUACCUCCACACAACCUCAAUCACUAGAGGGCGACCCCAGCUUCCUGCGUUAUGAGAGAAAUCGUCUGGAAACAUUCAGGAAUUUCCCAGCCUCAGCCCAUGUUCUCCCUAGAGAUUUAGCUAGCUCAGGAUUUAUAUACACAGGUACGGGAGACCGAGUACAGUGUGUUUUUUGUCGUGGAAUUCUCCGCGACUGGGACGUCGGCGACAAACCACACAUCGAGCACAAAAACAAAUUUCCCCGCUGUCCGUUUCUCUUGGGGGUGGACGUCGGAAAUGUCCGAAUGACCCCAGCCCAGCCAGCCCAGAGGGUCAACGUGGGGGGAAAUCUAAACAAUGCACCCCUGGGUAACAUGGAGGCCCUCGGGAUUAACACUGACCGCCCCCGACACGGAAACUUCGCAGUGGAAAGCACACGUUUGUCUUCAUUCAAUAACUGGCCUCAGUACAAGCAUCAGACGCCCCCACAACUGGCCGCCGCUGGCUUCUUUUAUGCAGGGUUUGGAGAUAAUGUGAAGUGUUUUUAUUGCGAUGGCGGACUACGUAACUGGGAACCCGGUGAUGAACCCUGGGUAGAGCACGCUCGCUGGUUCCCCCGAUGUUCGUUCGUUCGCACUGUGAAGGGAGACCAGUUUAUACGCAAUGUGCAGGAAAGAUUUAAUCGACCCCAGACUACUUCUGGUCAUCAAGUAGAAGCCAGAGAAAUCCGAGCUCGCAUGGAACUGCCAAUGGUUCGAGCAGUUUUAGAAACAGGAGUUGAUCGCAAUAGUGUGAUGCAGGUCAUAGAAAGAAGACUGAGGGAAACAGGAGAUGACUACCCCUCGGCUGAGGCCCUACUGAAUGCUGUCCUAACUCUGGAGGAGGAGCCUGAGGUCCUCAAUGUCGCCUCCCAGGAACCUGUCCUCCCCGAGUACACCCGCACUCCACCCCGGGCACCAACACCCAGUGAUACCAGUCAGUCCUCUGGUAAUACAGAGGAGCCCUCAUCCUCCACUGGCGGAUCAAAAGACCUGGUGGAGGAGAAUCGCCUCCUUAGGGAGCAGAAGACGUGUAAGAUCUGUCUGGACGCUGAGGUGGGGAUGGUGUUUCUCCCGUGCGGUCACCUCUGCUGCUGUGUGAUGUGUGCCCCCGCUGUCAGGCAGUGUCCUAUAUGUAGGGCCGAGAUCAGGGGCACAGUCAGGACAUUUAUUCCGUAAUUCUGUACUGAGUUGACAUGUGUCCCUGCUGUCAGGCAGUGCCCCAUAUGUAGAGCAGAGAUAAGGAGCACAGUCAGGACAUUUAUUCCAUAAUUCUGUACUUAAGUGACGUAUGUUCCCGCUGCCAGGCAGUGCCCUAUAUGUAGGGCCGAGAUCAGGGGCACAGUCAGGACAUUUAUUCCGUAAUUCUGAAUAGCAGAGACCAAAAGCAUGACAGUUCACUUAAAUAAAGGAGAUAUAAAAACUUUAUCAAAAUGUGCAAUAUUUUGUUAACAAUGGACACCCCCUCAGAAAGUAAAAUUGAAAUUAACCAUGUCUAUGUAAUAUUUAUGCCCCUCCAUGAAUAUGGGACAUAUAGUGUUUGUCCUGAUUGUGUUCCAUCCUUCCAUUGUGCUUUGUGUUUAGCUCAAUUUCAAUGAAACUAUUCAAGAUAUUGUUAUCAAGCUUCAUAUGUUGAUGCAUACUGAUGAGAGCAACUCAGUUUCAUCAACUUUUUUUUUACCUUGACCUUUCCUAUCACCUAAACCUUACUUUUUUUAAAAAAGUUUUUUUUUUCAGUUUUAAGGAACUCUUUCAGAAUAUUUUUAUCAAACUUCAUAUGGUGAAACAUACUGAUGAGAGCUUUUCAUCUGCAUCAACAAAUUUUGAUUUUGAUUUUUUUUUACCUCACUUUGUUCAACUCUUUUUAAAGAAACCAGUCAUAAUAUUUAUUCAAACUUCAAAUGCUGAUUCAUACGAAUGUUAGCUUCAUCAACAUUUAUUUUCCUUUAACCUUAUCUCACUGUUUAGCUCUGUUUUGAAUAAGCCAUAAUACAAAAUAUUUUUAUUAAACUUUUUAAGUAUGCUGAUACACAUUUAUGAAAACUAUUCAACUGCAUCAAAAAGUUUGACCUUGGCCUUUUCUAUGACCUUGACUUUGAUCUUAUUUUUCCAAAAUUUACAUUUUGCUUAUAUUUAGUUUUAAAGAAACUGUUAAAUAUCAAAUUUAAUGAAAUUUUUCAUGAUAGUCUCAUCAAAUUUCAUACACUAUACAGAAUUUCAUUACUAGUAUCCCCU